Messenger RNA from Symbiodinium natans, 1458 nucleotides. Lineage: Eukaryota; Dinophyceae; Suessiales; Symbiodiniaceae. The record is from the annotation of a GenBank genome assembly.
AUGUCAGAGGGCUCCCAGAGUGCUCCCGUGCUGGGAGGUCCGCUGGUCUCCUGGAAGCAGUUUUGGCUGGGGGUGGUCCCGCUUUUCGUCACAACUGUGUUUCUUCUCAGCAUCUUCGGCCUUUGGUAUGUAUCGGCGAUCAUCGUCGGCCUCGUCCUUCUUUACAUCAUCAUAGAGGUGAUUAUCCUCAUCUGCUUCAAGAACUCCUUCCAGCUUUGGGCACUCCAACGACCCUGGAACUUCCUGGUUCGGCUUUUGUUACCGCCAGUGGAAAUUAUCGACAGCAUAGGUGCCGGCAACACCGACAACACCAUGUUCGCCUACCGCAACUGGGGCCAGAACCUCUGCGCUUCUGGGCAGGUUUGGCUGGGCAGUCAUGCUGACGUGUCAAAGGCCUUGUUAAACCCACAGGCCCGAAACCAUUGGUUGGGCGAGCACCCGUUGUACCGGGGCUCCUUGCCGGAGGGGGAGUCUGGUCGUUGCGUCUUCCUGCUGAGCUUGUCAGGCAAAGCUGCAGGGGGUACUGGCGACCACGAAGCCUUCCGCCAAUGCAUGAUUGACACUCUCUUCACUGAUGCCGCCAGAGUGCGGGAGACGGACGAGAUGUCACAGCAGCUCAUACACCAGACUGCCGAGGAUUUUCUGAAGCAGGGAAGCAACGACUUCUACUACGGAACAGACGGAGGCAACACAGUGUUUUGGACGAAGUACUUGCACCAUGUCCUCUUCGCCUUGGACAUCGAGGACAAGGCGGUGCUGUCCACGCUCGACUCCCUUUACACAGGGUCAUCUGCCUUGAUGCACUACCUCGAACCAUUUGGCCGCACGCCCAUCUGGGAUAAGCAUGCCACGAUAGGGACGGUCGCUGACCUCUACGAGAAAUCCGCGGCCUUCGCAAACUUCGAGGUGAAGCCGGAGUACAACAGCAUGUCCUCUCGCGAGCUCGCCUUGCUGAUGACGGCGAUCAUCCGCAUCGCCGGCGUGCAGGGCUCCCGCAUGCUGCUUUGGCUCUGCACCUCGGGGGCGCUCCAUGGGAACCUGCAGGUGGACGCCCGGCCCAUCUGGGACUCCCUGAGCCUGGAGGAUGACGACGAGGUGCUCCGCUUCAUCCUGGAGGUCUCCCGGCUCUCCCCGCCGGUGACCGUCUCCCAUCACAUUGCCCAAGAGCCCUUCUCCUGCGAGAUCGCCGGCAAGACGUACAGCUUCCCGAAAGGCACCAAUGUGGCCAUUCCCCUCGUGUACGCCAACAUUGACCCGACCGUCUGGGGCGAGGACGCCUUUGAGUUCAACCACAAUCGGCCUGGCCUCAAGGAGAAGCACGUCGGCUUCAACUCCGUGAAUGGUGAGGGAGCCCGCGAAUGUCCUGGCAAAGGCUUGGUGCUGAGAACCACGGUUCGCCUGCUGCAGGAGAUUGGCAAGAAGAGGCGGCAGCAAAAUGCCACUCCACCGAAUGUUUGA